Molecule: messenger RNA, 728 nt
Organism: Fusarium vanettenii 77-13-4
Lineage: Eukaryota; Fungi; Ascomycota; Sordariomycetes; Hypocreales; Nectriaceae
Exons: 4
Coding region: 71-565 (164 amino acids)
Biological process (GO): copper ion transmembrane transport
Cellular component (GO): membrane
Molecular function (GO): copper ion transmembrane transporter activity
Source: RefSeq, a predicted model, not a curated record
ACCAUCGAUUGCCUUCCAAGAUCACGACGACCUCACGAUAACGAAUACCCUCCCCACGACAGUAGAUACAAUGGACCACGCACACAUGGAUCACAGCGGAAUGGACCACAAGGGAAUGGGUCACGGCGACAUGGAUCAUGGCGAUGGAGGCAUGAAGGACAUGUGCAGCAUGAACAUGCUCUUCACCUGGGACACCAAGAACCUCUGCAUCGUCUUCCGACAAUGGCACAUCCGCUCGACAUCCUCCCUCGUCUUCUCCCUCGUCGCAGUAAUUCUCCUCGCCGUAGGCUACGAAGCCCUCCGCUCCCUCUCUCGCCGCUACGAAGAAGCCCUCGAUAAGCGCGUCCGCGCCACACCCAGGCAAAACCAGGAGCAGGCCGACCAGCGUGCCCAUCUCAUCAAGGCCGUCUUGUAUGCCCUGCAGAACUUUUACGCAUUCAUGCUCAUGCUCGUCUUUAUGACCUACAACGGCUGGGUCAUGGUUUCCGUGUCUCUUGGUGCCUUUAUUGGAUACGUCUUCUUUGGACAUAGAACUUCGGCUACAAAGGACAAUGCGUGCCACUAAAGAGUGGCAAUGGCUACUGCAAUGGCGUUUUAAUGGCGAACUGUCCAAGCUGAGAUACUAUGCUUGUGGUCAGGAUAACCUGAACUUGGACUUUAGCAACUGGAUACUGACAGCAUUUAUGAUACACUGAGAAAUCCCAUCGAAUUCAUGAAUAUUCUCUUCU